GUCGAUUUUGGGGGUUUUAACAUGACUUGAGUCACUGGAGUGUGCUUAGUUAGAGGCAACAAUUGACUUUGUAAGCAUUAUGGAAAUGCUGGUGUGAGGUCUUCAGGAGACUAUGGAGAAAAAAUGGACAUACUGUGCUAUCUACUCCAUCAUCCAGAUACAUUUCAUCAGGGGACUGUGGGAAGAAACAUUCAGUGCAGGAGAAGAUAUUUAUGCUCUUCCUGGCUCUGAUGUCAACCUGACCUGCCAAACACAGAAGAAAGGCUUCUUGGUGCAGAUGCAAUGGUCCAAGAUUUCUGACACCACAGACCUAAUUGCCCUUUAUCACCCCCAAUAUGGCUUCUACUGUGCCAAUGGGAAUCCCUGUGAGUCACUUGCAGCAUUUGCAGAAGCUCCUGGGAAUGUGUCAAAAUGGACUUUGCAUUUAAGGAAUAUGUCUUCCUCACUCAGUGGAAAGUACAAGUGUAGCUUUACUCUGUAUCCAGAGGGCAUUUGGACUAAAAUCUACAACCUUCUCAUUCAGCCAAAUGUUAUACAGGAUGAGUGGAGAACCAACCAGACAAUAGAAGUAGAGAUAAAUCGGACUCUGGAAAUACCAUGCUUUCAAAACAUCUCCUUAGAAAUUUCUUCUGAGUUCACCUUUGCAUGGUUGGUGGAGGAUAAUGGAACUCAAAAAACACUUAUUGCCCAAGAUCAAUCCAUCAGAAAUUCCACAUGGUUUAAAGACAGAGUCAUGCUAGGUACAAACUAUGGACUCUACCUUUCUCCAAUCCAAAUCCACGAUGAUGACCGGAAGUUCUCUUGUCAUGCUGUAUUCAGGCCUGGUAAAAUCUGGACGAGCAGCACCACAGUCAAAGUUUUUGCUAAGCCAGAAAUCCCCAUGAUUGUGGAAAAUAACUCUAUGGAUGUCUUGGGAGAGAGAACAUUUACCUGUUCACUGAGGAAUGUAUUUCCCACAGCAAAUCUCACAUGGUUUAUAGAUGGAGGCUCUCUUCAAGGUGAAAAAAAAGAAAUAUACAUUGUUAAUGAGGAGAGAAAAGACAAAGGCGGAUUUUUGGAACUGAAGUCUGUUUUGACAAAGAUCCAUAUUAGUGAACCAGCCCAAUCGACCAACCUGACCAUUUGGUGUAUGGCUCUGUCUCCAGGCCCUGGAAAUAAAGUGUGGAAAAUCUCAUCUGAAAAGAUCUCCAUUUCCUUGGGCUCUGUGACUCCUCCAUCCCAUCCUUCACCCAACAGAACAGAUUCCACCCAUAGCACCCAAUCUUCUCCAGCUGACGGCAUUUCUCCUACAAGAUGGCUAGCUUCAUCUUCAAUAGCCCUUGUAGAAGUGAGCACAUCAACUCCAAAUGCUACCCCUCAAACCAACAAUUCCAUUGUGACUACCCACAGCUUCAACUACCCCUGGACCUCCAGCGAGAAAGAUGUCAAGCAAUCUGUUUCAUGGAUGCCCAGUGAAACGCAUAGUUCAUCCCCCUCAGGUACUGUGGCUAAUAUGCCCAAAGACGGAGUGUCCUGGCCAGUGAUUGUAGCAGCUUUGCUCUUUCUCUGCCUGGUAAUUUUUGGUCUUGGAGUGAGAAAAUGGUGUGAAUAUCAAAAAGAAAUCAUGGAAAGACCCCCACCUUUCAAGCCACCACCACCUCCCAUCAAGUACACUUGUAUUCAGGAGCCCAUUGGAAGUGAUCUACCUUGUCAUGAGAUGGAGACACUCUAGUCCUCUGAGACAGCCAUGCAGCAGAGCCCUGCUGGAGUCCUACUAAGAAGGUAGAUAUUGUGCUUUGUUAAUAUAAUUGCCCUGCAGCGAAGCCUCUGCUGAGAGCUGAAAUGGAUCUCAGAAGUGAAUGACCUGUUUUUCCAGCAACUCGCCCUUUCAUUUGCAUAUGUCUGAAAUGUAAGCAAGAGUAUGAAGAUAGGUGGUGCUCACACCCAGUGCAAUCUGUUGGGAUUUUCUUGCUUAUGCAAGAAGUGAAAAUUAGACUGUUACCGUUAAAAAUAUUGGCAGAGUUUUUGUUUUUCAUUUUAAUUGUCUGAUUUUGAUGACAGCAGUGGCUUCAAGCAUAUGCCUAUACCAGAUCCUCUUUUUGAGUAUCUGCCAACAUUCUAAUGUUUGUCAAAAUUAUGAUAAUCUCUGAGGUUUUGCUAGAUUCCCCAAGUAAAUUCCAACAAGAAGAAGAAGAAAAUGUGAAAGAAGGUCCUAGCAGAGGUCCAAAUAACAGAGACAUGUGGCUAGUCUUGGUGCUGAAAAUUCUGUGAUUUGCUUUCACCUGGAGAAAUCAGAACAACUUUCACAAAAGCCAUAUUUCCAAUCCUCCUUCAGCCUUCCUUCCAUCAUGUUCAGCACAGAUUCCUGCCCCAGGAAACAGUAUGAGUAGGGAUCAGAGAGAUAACUAGACAACAUCCAAGUAGCCUAGUAGGUAUGACAUCACUGACCUCUAAAAUUGUGUGAGCUCAGAGUGGUCUCAUUUUCAGCUUUGUGUGUGUGUGUGCACGUGCAUGUGCUCCCAUAAGCAUCAAACUAUUACCAAACAGACAAGUAAACAGGCAGCCUAACACCAAUCCAACUUUCAAUUCCCAUUAUACUCUUUUUCAUCUGAGGAAUUUCCUGUUCAUCCAACCUGCCUGUUUUGGCCUGUCAUGAAACAAAGAACCUGAAAGAAAUGAGUGUUUGAGUAAUUAAGCAUGCCCCUACCAAUCUUUUAUGAGACACUUGAACCAGAUUGUGUAGGUGACAGAGAAGAAACCUAACCAGGUCUUUAGUCAGCAAUAAUCUGUGAGUGAAAAAAUUACUGAUUCCCCUUCCUCCCCAACCUACUCCUACCUUCCCUCACUGCAAGAGGGAAGAACAGAUGUUGACAGAUACAAUGAUAGGCAAAGUCCAUGUGGACUUUAAUCCCAAAAGGAAUCACAGUGUACUUUACCUUGGCUGCACAUGAGAAUCACUUGGAGAGUUUUUAAAAAUAUUUUGGCUGUCCCACUACAGACCAGUUAAAUCCGCAUCUCCAAGGGGUGGGGCCCAGGCAUUAGUACUCCCCAGAUGAUUCAAAGGUUCAGUCAAGAUUGAAAACUGCUGAACCAGUGGAAAUCCCUUCUCGUUGAUCAUAAUUCUUGGUUAGGUUCUUAGUUCUUAUGGUGCCCAGCCUCCAAUAGGGUCCCCAAUAAUUCCUGCCCCCUGGUUAUGCAUGCCCUAUUAUAGUUAUCUCCAACACUGAAUAUAGUUGACCUGCCUAAUCCAGGGCCAGGACUAGCAGAGGCAAGUAAGGCACCUAGGACCCAAAAUCGAAGGAAGUAUUCACAUGCAAGGUCAUGGAAGUGUCAACUCUGCGCUUGAAUUAUCCUGAGAGUGUCAGACAGACCCGGUACACAAGAUAUUGCAGAAAUGACCAAAGUGUGGCUUCCAAGACUAGGUCAUAAAAGACAUUGCAGCUUCCGCCUUGUUUUCUCUUUGAUCAUUUGCUUUGUGGGGGCGCCAGUUGCCAUGUCAUGAGACACUCAAGCAAUCCUAUUGAGAAUUACCCCUGUCAAGGAACCAAGGCCUCCUGCUAACAGCAAACAUCAACUUGCCAUUCCUGCGUGUGAGCCACCUUGGAAGCAGAUUCUCCAGCGCUCCCCGCCCCCUGCCAUCAAGCCAUCAGUGCAUUGCAACCUCAUUUGACCUUUUGACUGGGACCUCAUGAUAGAUCUAGAACCAGAACAACCUAGCUAAGCCUCUACUGAAUUCCUGACCCACAGGCCCUGUGUGAAAUAAUAAAUGUUCAUUCUUUUAAACCA
This is a messenger RNA of Choloepus didactylus (southern two-toed sloth), 3765 nucleotides long. It is a transcript of the gene CD96, whose product is annotated as CD96 molecule. The record is from RefSeq and is a predicted model, not a curated record. NCBI's taxonomy places the organism in Eukaryota, Metazoa, Chordata, Mammalia, Pilosa, Megalonychidae. Bases 113 to 1711 code for a protein of 532 amino acids. The transcript has 13 exons. Gene Ontology annotation, biological process: inflammatory response; cell-matrix adhesion.